CCUGUUGUCUGUGAAUUAUAUUCCUAAUUACAAAUGUACAGUUAUCAGGUUGAAAUGGCGACCACAAAUAAUUUAUACCCAAAUGAAACUGCAAUGGAGAACAACAGAUACAAACAGUUUAGACGAUGCGUAAUUACACAUCAUAGAGCUCUCCAGUUUGUACGGGUUCCGUAAAAAAAAAAACGACUUCUAAACGGGUUUAAGUACUCAGAGUUCAUCUGAUUUGCUUUUUCUUUAUUUUUCUAGCUUUUUCAUCGCUUUACAGAAAUGUAGCCAGAUCUUGAAUUUGGUGCAGGUCGGAAUAAAUAUGGUGCUCAUCAGCUUCACUGCUGUUCGGGUAAGAACAAUUUCACCCUUGUAUAUCAAUGAUUUAGAUCUUCAUACAUUUAUUUUACAGAUUAUUUUGUAUGUUGAUCAACCUGCAGAAGUUAUGAGAUAUGUCUUGUUCCUUGCUGCACAGAAAUUUCAUUUGUUUUUUAUCAGUCUAUUUGGACAAAUCUUACUGAACCAUGCUUUAUUGUUACCAGAAACAGUAUAUAAUUCGAAAUGGUACGAGAUGCCAAUAAGAUUUCGAAAAGUACUUUACACUAUGCAAAUAAGAUGCAACAGACCAUGUAUUUUGAGCGCAGUUGGAUUAUACGAGAUGGACAUUCAAAACUUUGGAAAAGUACGUAUCGAUAAUAACAUUGGUCAAGUUGUUGCCCUUGGUAACAUAUUAGCAAUUAACUUAUUUUAAUUAAAAGAC
Molecule: messenger RNA, 745 nt
Organism: Osmia bicornis bicornis
Lineage: Eukaryota; Metazoa; Arthropoda; Insecta; Hymenoptera; Megachilidae
Exons: 2
Coding region: 308-736 (142 amino acids)
Biological process (GO): sensory perception of smell; detection of chemical stimulus involved in sensory perception of smell
Cellular component (GO): plasma membrane
Molecular function (GO): odorant binding; olfactory receptor activity
Source: RefSeq, a predicted model, not a curated record